This is a messenger RNA of Acinonyx jubatus (cheetah), 7605 nucleotides long. It is a transcript of the gene CAMK1D, whose product is annotated as calcium/calmodulin dependent protein kinase ID. Gene Ontology annotation, biological process: peptidyl-serine phosphorylation. NCBI's taxonomy places the organism in Eukaryota, Metazoa, Chordata, Mammalia, Carnivora, Felidae. Gene Ontology annotation, molecular function: calmodulin binding; calcium/calmodulin-dependent protein kinase activity; ATP binding. The transcript has 11 exons. Gene Ontology annotation, cellular component: intracellular anatomical structure. Bases 2984 to 4153 code for a protein of 389 amino acids. The record is from RefSeq and is a predicted model, not a curated record.
GUUUAAUCAUUACUUUUUCACAGAAAAAAGUUGAACCUUCUAUUACUGUAGAAAAUAUUUUUCCUACUUUGAGAGAAUUUUCAUGUAAGUUUUCUACUGGUUUAUCUUUGGUUUGUUUGUCGGUAAAAUAAUACAGACUUCUCAAGCUAUCACAUAACCUUGAAAAUGUCUGUAUAUUACAACUAGUCUAAUAUGUAUUAGUAAAAUGAUCACAGAGUUAGAAUUUGGCCUUUUUAAAAAAUACCGGAAUUUUGGGGAGGUAAGUUCACUUAGGCCACCAUUUUAGUAAUUAUUCUUCAGUGCCCUAAUUGAUGAUGAGGAUAUCAUCAAUACUAAUUUACUUAGUACUUACUAUAUACUGAGACACUCUGCCAUGUGAUCUUUGUGUAUUGUUUUACAUUGUGGAACAGUUUGAAGGAAAUCAUUCCUAGGGUAUCUAUGUAGUGUGUAUGAAGGAAUAUUUUACUAGUUGGAGGUAUGUUUUUCAACUUAGGAGAGCACAUAUGAAUGUUCCCAUAGGAAGGUAGGGAAAUGGAGCAGAGUUUCCCCUUUCCGUUUGGUUAAGGCAGAUUAUACAUAAUGAAGAAAGGUAUUUCUUUUUUGGUUAUCUCAAAUUGUAGCUUUUUGUGUGGUUUCUCAGUUAUAACACUUGGAUAUUAGUAUUUUAAAUACAAAAUACAAAGAUCAACUUGUGAUCUUUGUACUCAGUAUAUCAUAUGCCAUUUCUGAGGCCAGUUGUCUGGAAUUGAGGUGCUUUAAAAUAUUUUUGGUUUUUAAAUAAACUGCUCAUGAGGGACUUAACUGUUAACUCAUAAUGGAGGGAUUUAUAAUCACGAGUUGAUUUAAACUUAGCUCUGGAAGCGGGCUUUGUCAAGGUGGUACUUCACCAGCCCAAAAGAAAAAAAAAAUAGUUGAUAUAUUUUAAUAUCAAUUGAAAAAAUUGGACUAUAAGUAAUAAAAAGACUGAAGCAAAAUUUGGCAAAUAUUUUAUAAAAAGCACAAUUCUUGGUGCAAAACUCACUAAAUUUUUGCAUUAAUUUUCAUGAGGCAUUAUCGAGUUCAACUCUCACUUCACUUUUAAAAAUGUGACUUUUCUACAUUGUCCCCUUAGUGUAUUUAAUUUUGGCUGAUUAUCCUGAUGUGAAUAGUAAAUACAGGAUAGUAUGCAGGAAAUAUUCUCCUUGGUUGAAAUAUCAUUUUUGCCUCCUAAAGAUUAGUUUUGAGUAUCUUUUUAUUUUAUUUUAUUUUAUUGGCAUUAUCUGUCCUUUUUUUGAGGUACCUCAGGUUUGUGCUUGAAUUUAGAAAGUGAAUUCAUUAGCUCGGUUCUGAAAUCCUACCUUCUGAAGAGAAGACGUUGCAUCUGUUUAGUCAGAUUGGGACAAACAUGUUUACUUUGUGCUACAGAACGGCAGCAUGUAGGAUGGGCCUCCAGUAUAGCGCAUGUUGCCAAAAAGUUGUGUUUUUUUCCGUUUCUUUUUAAAUGUUUAUCUAUUUUGAGAGAGGAAGAGGGAGUAUAAGCAGGGGAGGGACAGAGAGAGGGGGAGAGAAUUGGAAGCAGACUCAUUGAUGUCGGCGCAGAGCUCGAUGCUCACAAACCAUGAGAUCAUGACUUGAGCAAAACUCAAGAGUCUGGCGCUGAGCCACCCAGGCACCCUCAAAAGUUCUGUUUUUAAGCCUCGUGUUGAUGUGCAUUUUCUGAGUUCUCAUAAAGUUUUCCCAUCUACUCAGUCAUUUCUCUUUCUGAUAAUUGAGGACUGUGUCAAAAAAACAAACAAAUGUUACAUGAUUGGGUUUUUUGGCUUGCUUUCUUACCUAUAAGUUAGGUGAAUAAUAACCAUAAGUUCAUGCAUUUGUUAAAUGAGAGCCCAUGCAACACUUUUCAUAUAGUGUGUUGUACUUACUAAGCCCCCAACACAUGGUAGCCGUCAUUAUCAUUAUGCUUUGCAGACCUAGUACGCUAAAGGCAAGUUCGUUCUUUCUUUCUUUCUUUCUUUCUUUUUUUUUUUUUGUGGGUUUUUUCUUUGAGAGACAGCACAUGCGUGUGUGCCUGUGGGAGAGGGAGAGCGAGAAUCCCAAAGCAGGCUCAGCACCUUCAGCGCAGAGCCAGAUGCGGGGAGGCAGCUGUGAGAUCAUGACCGGAGCCUAAAUUAAGAAUUGGCGCCCAAGCGUUGGAGCCACCCAGGCCACCCGAGGCAGGUUGUUUUUUAAUAGAAUCAAGAAAAUUUUGAGUGGUGGAGGACUUUAGAGAUUGUUCAGCCCAGUUUCUUUUCCUUUUACCCUCCUUUCCUCCUCCCUGCCCUUCCCCCCCCUUCUUCAUUUUUUAACACAGCAGAAAACUGCUGCCUAGAGAAGUUAAGACUUGUCCAAAAUUGUAGCAGAAUCGGGGCCAUGAAAGAACUUUUCUAAUGCUGUUCUCUAAGGGUUUUUAGCCUAAUAUUUUCUAUAGAUAAGUUUCAUCCAGAACAAAUUACUAUUUUAAUAAUGGAAUUUUCAAAAAAAUUUUUGAGUGCACUUAGACACAAGGUUACAUUAGUUUCAGGUGCACAACAUAGUGAUUCCACAGAUUUAUACAUGAUGUUGUGUUUACCACACGUGUAUGUAGCCAGGAAUUUUUUUUUUCCCCAAUAAAAGUAAGUACAAAUUCACCUCACAUUUGUGUGGAAGAAUUUGAUGAAAAGCGUGCGGAAAUUAAAUGAAAUCAGCGUCUUUAAAAGAUGAAUUCAGUUUCAUGUUUAUAUUAACCAGGCUGAUCUUGAGAGGUGACAGUGACUUUUAGACAUUUUAAAGACAGAAUUUCUCUGUGAUUGUUCCUUGGUUCCCACGUGGCGCUGGCUCCUAGAACACAGCGUCGGUAAGGGACGCCGGAAAGUGACGGCGGGCUGGCCGCGCACACGCAGCGCGGGGGUCCUGCGAACGCGCGGAGAGGCGUGCGAAGGACACGCGGCCGCACAGAGGCGGCGGGCAGCCCGCGGGUCUGGCACGAAUGACCUCGAGAGCACGCAGUCACACGCGGCUCUUUUCAGUCAAGGGAAACCAAACCACAGCCACCCUCGCAAGUGCACACAGGCUGCGUGGUAAGCCCGUCAGCGGGGCGUUUUCUGAAGUGGUCUUAGCUGAAGAGAAGGCGAGUGGCAGGCUCUUUGCGGUGAAGUGCAUCCCGAAGAAGGCGCUGAAAGGCAAGGAGAGCAGCAUAGAGAACGAGAUAGCGGUUCUGAGAAAGAUCAAGCAUGAAAACAUCGUUGCCCUGGAAGACAUUUACGAAAGCCCAAAUCACUUGUACUUGGUCAUGCAGCUCGUAUCCGGUGGAGAGCUGUUUGAUCGGAUAGUGGAGAAAGGAUUUUACACAGAGAAAGAUGCCAGCACCCUCAUCCGCCAGGUCUUGGAUGCUGUCUACUAUCUCCAUAGAAUGGGCAUUGUCCACAGGGACCUCAAGCCUGAAAACCUCUUGUACUACAGUCAAGACGAGGAAUCGAAAAUAAUGAUCAGUGACUUUGGACUGUCAAAAAUGGAGGGCAAAGGAGAUGUGAUGUCCACAGCCUGUGGCACCCCGGGCUAUGUUGCUCCUGAGGUCCUGGCCCAGAAACCGUACAGCAAAGCUGUGGACUGCUGGUCCAUCGGGGUGAUUGCCUAUAUCUUGCUCUGCGGCUACCCUCCCUUUUACGAUGAAAAUGACUCCAAGCUCUUUGAGCAGAUCCUCAAGGCGGAAUAUGAGUUUGACUCGCCCUAUUGGGACGACAUCUCUGACUCUGCAAAAGAUUUCAUUCGGAAUCUGAUGGAGAAAGAUCCAAAUAAAAGAUACACUUGUGAGCAAGCCGCUCGGCACCCAUGGAUCGCUGGUGACACAGCCCUCAACAAAAACAUCCACGAGUCUGUCAGUGCCCAGAUCCGGAAGAACUUCGCAAAAAGCAAAUGGAGACAAGCAUUUAAUGCCACGGCCGUUGUGAGACAUAUGAGGAAACUCCAUCUCGGCAGCAGCCUGGACAGUUCAAAUGCAAGCGUUUCAAGCAGCCUCAGUUUGGCCAGCCAAAAAGAUUGUCUGGCACCCUCCACGCUCUGUAGUUUCAUUUCUUCUUCAUCCGGGGUCUCAGGAGUGGGGGCGGAGCGGAGACCGAGGCCCGCCACUGUGACCACAGUGCACUCCGGGAGCAAGUGACUGGCUCUGGAGGUGGGGCCCAAGGGCGGGGCCGGGGAAGGGGGCCCCCACCGCCCCCGCGGGGCCGCCAGCGCCACCAGCCGCUCCAGAGUGAUCCCACCUUGCAUGGUGCGCCUUCCUGCACAGGACUGGAAGACAGAAGUUUUUUAUGGCCAUAUUUUAUACUGCAAUUCUGAAGUGUUCGUUUCUCACAAACUGUACUGACUCAAGGGAGCUGACGUGAUAGGAUCUGGUGCUGUACAUACGAAUCUUGCAAAGCUCUGAUAGAACGGACCUCCCUCGUCCUCUUUCCCAACCGUCGUCACUUCUGCUCUUCUAGGUGUGGGGAACCGUCUAUGUUGUAUUUUUUCAUUAAUGACAAAAAAGGUUUCAACUGGAUUAUUUAAGUCUCGGUAAAUAUUGCGCAUUAGGGUUUUAUUUUUUACCCUUUAAGAAAUAUGCCCUUCUGAUCUUUACUUCUUAGUCACAUGACCUGUAUCUUUUGCUUAUCAGUAGUUGAGUUUUAUGUUAACCUUUAAGAGAGGUGUUUAGUUUUGGUUUUUUUCCCUCCAAGGGGAAUGUAAAGGUAUUUUUAAAAAUUCUAAUAAGAGGAUCGAGAAUCUGUCUCCAAGGCGAAGAGUGCACUUUACUUCUAUUUUUUCCUCCUUCUCUCCCCUUCCCUGGAGAGGCAGCUCUUUAAGAAAACAACUCAGCAGUCCAGUGAGGCUGCCUUGUCUCCAGGGCCACCUGGGGAGGGAACCUGCAGAAGACCUUUUCCAACACCCCCUCCAGCAUGCCCCUGGCCAACCAGAGACCCUAGGGGCCUUCACCGUCAGUGGUCAGAAAUAAAGAAGCCUGCUCCCCCAAGACUAAGGCUAAACUUCAGAGGCUUCACUUGCUGUGAAGGAGUUGCCCACCCAGCAAAGAUAUAAGAGCCUCCCUUCCAGAAGGAACCAGACGCCAUUUUGGUUAAAGGGAAUGUCUCACACAGCUUAUAUUUCUCACGAUGGUAACACAGAAAAGUCUGCUCUCAGCUAUGCAGUUUUAAAGUUAAUCUCUCUCGCGCUCUCUCUCUCUCUGUUUUUUAACAAUGCAUUUCUAAUCUUACACUUAAAAUGGCCUCCAACUCACACAAGUUGUUUCUGCAGAUUUUUACCCUGUUCUUCUAUGAAUGUUACCCAGGCGAGGAGAGGGAAGUGGCCUUGGAAAAGAGUCCAUUUAUCUGGGGUGGUAAGGAGAGGUGACCUGCCAGGCAAGCAGGACACUGGCCAGCGUGGUGAUGGCCAGCCAGCACUCGCAGCCUUCCCUCUGACCGGGGCAGUCUGAAAACCAAAGACCCGUAGUGGUGGUGUCACCAAAGGUGCCAGUUGCCUGGGAUUUAAGAACUUCUUGGGAAGUAGAACUUUCAUUGCUAAAACUGGCAAUGUCCCAGGCAAAGCGGGCAGCGUUGUUUACCCAUGUGAUGCAUAGGUGUGCAGGGUAGAGCAUGGCGUGAAACCCAGGGCAAACCACUUCCCAAGGGGGCUUUGAGGAUGCUGUCUUGCAGAGGCUUGCAGGUGGCUCCAAAUGCUAGGUUUGCAAAAGCCCUCCCUUGACCCCCUGCCCACCAUAAUACCAUGAGUCUGCAUUUCACACCAUCAGCCUCAAGCCUGCCAUGAGUCCCUGUAGGUCUGCCUGAUGGCCCAACAACUCUACUGGCUAUGGUCCUCCUGCCCUUCUCCUAUAGCUAGCCACAUUCGGCAGGUCCUGUUGGUCAAGCCGUCUUGUGGUCAAGCCACACCUAUGCCUAUGUCCAGGCCAAAUGUUUAGUGAUAGCCACCCCCCCCCCACACACACACACACAUACACACCAUGUUUCUAGGCUCAGCAGCUCCAUUCUGCCUCCAUUAGUAUGGCAGUGCAGGUACAUAUAAGAGCAGACAGGAAGACAGACAGCUGGUCUACCCUGUUCCCAACAUGCAUCAUAUGCCCCCAACCCCUUGGCAGGAAUCCCACUUGGCAUCUGCCACACAUGCAUCCAGAGCGAAAAUCAGGCUGUCGCUCUUCACGAUUAAUAAAAAAAAAAAAAAAAAAAAACUAAAAAAGUCUAUAAAAUGACCACAGACCAAGUUGAGAAGCAGGUAUUGUGUGAGUUGGAUAAGUGUCAAUGCCAUGCCCGCAGAAGGAAAAUGGCAUGAAUAUUACAGAGUAUCAGAAAACUGUGGUCUCUCUCCAGGGGCUUUAUUAGGGUGUUGCUUACGAACAAGUAUAAUGGAACAUUCUUGUUUCUACAGCACAAGAAAACAAGGAAUUAGAUGUAACGGGGUGAUAAUGUGCCCAAAUCUGGUACCUGUGAUGUGUGCCUGACUGGCUAUCAGUUCUUUGCACCUUGUACUAGGUGCAGUCAGUUGCAUUUGGAGGGCAACUUCUGAAGGCAAAUUCUCUCAUGGGUGACUAGAUUAUUUCCUAGAGCUGAUAUUUGGGGUGUACCUUCUAUUCAAUUAGUUUGAAGGUAUGUCUCACCAAGACGUGCAGAACAGGCAGGAGAUGAGGCCCUGUGGCCAGCGCCCUCUUUGUGGUUCAGAUGAGCCUGUGGCUGCACUUGGCCUGGAAUGUGUCAACAACGCAGUGUGAUGUGUAGGGACUGGUUUCAGCUCAAAAGCCAACUCUGUUGAACUUGACAUCAGGCAAAUCCAUUCUGUCUCAGUGCCACUGGACUUAGGUUAUUUCCUAUCGUUUUAGGAAGAGAGGAAAAUAAACCCAGAAUGUGCCUUUUGUUAAGACCUGCCGAGUGGGGUGGCUAAAUCCCAGGACCCUCGCUGAAGUCAGGUCCCACCAGUCGUAACUGAGCCUUUCAUACGUGCCCACAGCUUCCACUCACUGUGGAAGCCAGCAUGUGGCCGAGGCUAACAGAUGGCCACCAGCUCCAUCACAGGCUUCCUUUCAACCCCAGCCCCUCCCCCAACCAUUGGUCUCCUCAGCUUCUCAGAGCUAGUGGAUUAUUUUUUCAUUUGAAUAUGACAUUUUGAACUAUCCUUGAGUGGUCUUUCUCUCAGCUGCCCUGUCUGUCCCUCCUCCUCUUCCCCACUUUUCAUCUCAUCAGUGAGGCAAUAGGCAAAGCCAUCACUGGUCUGAAAUGAGCAGUGAGUGCUCACCCACACAGAGCCCCCACAUGACCAACUGCUUUCUGCUCUUAAGCAGGGUACCCUGGGGUCUGGACUGCUCACUGCUUUCCCUCAGCGAGUACACUGCGGCCUGGGGUAUUGGGUUGAGAUGGGGUAAAGGCAGCUGGAUCUGAGAGGGCAGGGAAUGCCUACAGGGAGCACACAGGGCCACUUAAAGCCCUUGGGAAAAGAAGAAGGUGCCCAGAUAGAUUGACAACUAGUCCAGGACAGCGCAUGGCCAUUGUGGCAGCAGGGCUUACCAUCUCCUACUGCCUCUGACCCCGUAAGAGAACAGCAGGAUAAUGUUCCCCUUCAUGUCUCCUUUUUAAA